Molecule: messenger RNA, 4510 nt
Organism: Myotis daubentonii (Daubenton's bat)
Lineage: Eukaryota; Metazoa; Chordata; Mammalia; Chiroptera; Vespertilionidae
Product: fibril-forming collagen alpha chain-like
Exons: 2
Coding region: 1424-2338 (304 amino acids)
Source: RefSeq, a predicted model, not a curated record
CGCGACGCCGGGCCCCUGACGUCACCCGAUUCGCCAGGAAAUGAACUUUUUAAUAAUCCGAGAGGGAGGAAAGCCCUCCGUCCCCUCGGUUCGGGGGGCGCCCGGCCCGGCCCAGAUCCACGCGCGCGCCUCCGUCUCCCUCUCGGGCUAAGUGUGGGCCGCGCCAAAGGGUCGCGGGCCGGGACCGGGAGCCUCCUCCCGCCUCUGGGUCUCGCCGCGGCGCAGGUAAAGGAACGGGAGGGGGCUCAGAGCCCCAUCCGGCUGGGAACCGGCGCGUCUCGGCCCGUGGAGACCCGCCUGCCCCGACCGGCCGCUGCGCCUUCCGCUCCCAUCCAUUCCGGCGCGCGCGGGGCCCAGGCUUCUAGGAACUCCGCUCCGCGGGAGAGGACGCCGGCGCCCGCCGGUCAGCGCGCCGGGGCCGGGAGCGGGGGCGCCCGCGGGCACCGGGCCUCCACGGCCGCGGCCGGCAGGUGAGGGGCCUCCCAGCGACGCGCGAGGUCUGACCGGACCCGCCGUCUCCGUCCGUCCGUCUCUUCUUAUCUUUAGUUUUCGAUUCUUCAUCAGCGCGUAAAAUGCGAUCGCCACGAAGCCUCGAGCCUGUUUGGUGACCCUGGAGCCUAGCGGGAGCGUCUCUAAGACAACGCAACCCAGGACCGCCCGUGGCCGGCCAGCGGCCCCACGCGAGCUCGGACCCGGGACUCGGCGUGAGAGGACGCCGGCCGGUUGGCCGGCUACGGGGCCAUUAACGCCGGAAUGGAACGGAAGCUUCCCUCGGGGCCGUGAUCGGCGCCUCGGUUCGCAGGGAGGUGGCCGCUGCGAGCGUUUGGAAAAUCAGGGAAAGGAGCGGCGGCCACGCCCGGGGGCCCUGGACGUCGGACCUCUCCCCUCGCGGUUGGGGCCACCUGGAGUUCAAGCCCGGCCUCCACGCAAGGAUUCUGAUGCCAGUCGUCCAUACCCCAUUUACACCCCGGCGGCGGCGGAUCCCUGAGCCCCCGGUGGCCCAUUCUCAUUGAAAUCCCACUAAAAGGAUUCCGACUCCGGCUUGGGGCGGGGGAGAGGGGGGCUUUCAGACCCCGCGAUCUCCCCCACCCGAACCCCAACCACACAGGAUAAAGGGCCGCGGGGCGCGGCGCUCGGGGCGCGCGCGGGAGCAAGCCGGGUUAAGCCUCGCAAAGCCGGCGCACGGGACCGGCGGGCAGGUGCAGUCGCGGCUCCGCGGCCCGGCUUGGGCACAUCCGCCGCCGUGGCCCGGAGGUGGGGGGUGGCCGAGACAAAGGCCCCAUCUGGGGGGCCGGGAGGGCGCUUUGGAGGCUCUGGGAAUAACCCGGGCCCAAUGGCUCCGUCUGAGAAUUGGGAAGGCGAGAGGCCCGAGGUGGGCCUGCUGUUCCCAGCUCCCCAAAUACUCCCCCAGGUUUAGACCCCUAUGACCUGGGUAGGCAGGGCAGCUGGUAGGGUGAUCCCGGAGGACCACGUGUCAGGGGCCACAGGGCCCGGGAGACCGUGCGAUUCGGGGCCGGUGGGUCGAGCCUGGGGGGCUGGAAGGGCCCUGGGCAGGCUGAGGCAGGGGACUUACCGAGCGAGGUGCGGCGACGGCGCCCCCGGGCGGACGGGGUCAAAGCGGAGCCGGGCGCACAGCAGAAUGCGGGGUUCGGUGGGCCCCCCGGACCCGGCGCGGGCCGGCGGCGUUCACCAGCAGGGCCUGGGCGUGCGCCGAGCGGCCGCGUGGUGCGCGGCGGACCGCUUUUGUCCCUCGGUGGCCCACCCGGGCCGGCUGGGAUGGAGGCGACAGCAGCCUGGAGUCAGACUGGAGCGGCGAGCCCUAGCCACGCAGGCCUCCCUACCUCUUGCUCCCGCCGCCUCUCCCUCCCCGGGCCACAGCGUCCGCUGCUUUUUAUUUCGACAGCACUUUGAGGGGGCGGGAGCACCGCAGGGGGUAGGAGGGUGCUCGGGUUCUGCUCCCCGUCCCCCUAGUGCAGAGACCCGCCAGGGUGGAGGGCAGGCAGGCCCUCCAGGCGCACACUGCCUACUCGCCCGUACUCCAGGCCGCUUCCAUCGCAGGGACAGCGUACUCGCACCCCAGAGCGGGAUGCCCGCUCAGAAAGCCCGGACAUCUCUCGUCAGAGACUCUCCCGGGGCCCUCUCGGACCCUGGCCACACGCACUCGCACACAGAUGCCUGCCCCACCUCCUCCAGUCCACUUCCAGUCGUGUUUGAAAAGACACACACACAGUUGUGCACACACACACGUGUUAGCUCACACAGCUGUGGCUUCGUGGACAUCUUCAGCCAGGAGAUCUGGGUCACGCCGACAUGCACACGUGCUCACACGCAAAGGUAACUCAACACGGGCACACCACCUCCCUUCCUUCCAGGCUGAUUUGGCUUUGGCUGAGUAUACUCACUUUCCCUCCCCUACCCUACCCACCCGUACCCAUCCUCAAUCCCCCCACUGCAGGGCAAACAAGAGCCUUUUUGGAGUAGAGUUUAAGGCAUCUCCUUGCACAGGAGGGGGAAGGGAGCAGAGGGCUUGUCCUUGGAAGGUUGUGUGGAAGAGUUGGGGUGUGGGGGUCUUCACCUCAUGAAGGCUCCUGGGUCUGUGAGCUAGUCCUUCAACUUUCAAAGCCCCUACCAUGAAAUGGAACUUCAAAUCCCUCCCUGCUCUCGUUCCAGCUGCCCAGGAGAGAGAGUGGUCUAGGGAUCUUGGGAUCAAAGAGAAAGUGUUUGGCCUUGGUAGCACUGAGAAGUCUGUGGUCCCAGGAAAGCAAGGGUGUGCCCUGGAGAGGGGUGUCUCUGCGCCCCCCCCCCCACGCCCCGCACCCUCCCAGCUGUCUGAGGCUGGUGGUGACUGUUGCAUGUGUAUGUGCUCAUGCCUAUGGGAGAAUAUCUGUCCUGAGUGCCCGUAUGUGGCUGAGCAUUUGUGAGCACAUGGGAAGUCUGCAAAACUGAGUAUAUUAGUACAUCCAUUUCUUUCCAUGGGUCCCCAAGAGUUUGUGCAUUGAGUCUGUGUAUUGUGGGUCCCUGAGAGGUCACGUGGGUUCUCUGAGAGUUUGUGUAUUGUGUGUGGCUAUUUCAGAGUGUGUCCCCACAUGUGCACACAGGAGAGUCACUCUGUGGAACUGGAUAUACGUUCCUGCUGCUGUGUAUCUCUGUGAGACCAUUGUGUCCAUGAAUCAUGCAAUAGGAAGUGGAUAUUUCCAAGUGUUUGUCUAUAAAUUGGUAUGUGUCUUUGUGUGGGUCAGUCACUGGGUAUCCUGUAUCUGUGAAUCAGGGAGUGUGUGUGUGUGUGUGUGUGUGUGUGUGUGUGUGUGUGUGUUUCUUUAACAGCAUAGGUAUGGAUAUGUAUCAUUGUACCUUUGAACUGAUGGUGGGAGGAUGGGUAGUGUAUCCAGGGAGAAUGGAGAGUAUAUCCAAGUUGUCUGCAUAUCUGUUAUAGCUCCAUGUAUGAGCUGAUGUGUGUUGGGGUGGGUGUUUGUGUAUCUGGGGCAUGGGGAUCAUGUGUAUGAAUAUAUCUUUCAACUAUGAGUGUUUUUCUACCUAGUAUUGCCCUGUGUCUGUGUCUGUGCCUGUGCCUGUGUCUGUGUCUGUGUCUGUGGAGGAGUGUGUCCCUGGGUGACUCAUAGUAUGUGUGUCUUCUCAGAUCACCCGCCAUCCGCACCUUCCCUAACCAGCAGGGCAGGCAGCCAGUGGAGCUCCAGGGUGUCAUUUGCCAGGGCACUUUCUGUCUGUCUGUGGGAGGGGGAGAUGAGUUGAUAAGGCUUAUCUCCUAACACCAGCGCCAUGCUGAAUAACUGCUCUAAUGAGGCGGCCUCCCUGAGACCACCCUCUCCCAGGGCAUCCAGCCACACGGGGAAGGGCACAAGGGAGCCAGUCCUGGGGUGCAGGCACAACCCUCCCUCCCCCCAUGAAUCCAGCAGGGCCUGAGUAGCCACAGGACCUUCUGUAGUUCUGUCCUGUUUCCUCAGGGGUGGUGGGUUCCAGGUCUUACAUCACCGCACACCAAGCCAGCUCCCUGCUGCACCGGGCUGGCCAAAACUGGCUGGAGCCUCCCAGCCUCCGAUCUUUGGUAGGAACAUGGCGUUGAGAGGGCAGGCGGUGUGAGGCCUGGAGAUGGGAGUCAUAAGGAGUGUGGGUGGAUUGAGAGACAUGGAGACCCAGGAAGACCACAGGACAGGUUUUAAAAAUCCACCGUGAUAAAGGGCCACAGACACCACGGGGGAGGGGGGACAUUCGGGGACAGACAGAAACAAACAACUAAAAAGUGGCAAAAAGGGUUAGAGAUCAGGGAACAAAAGCAGUUAAAGUGUUAACUAGAAAAGAACAUGGGCAGAGAGAGGGAAACAAGACAAUAGGGCAACGGGGAGGAGAAAAGGCCCCAGAAAGAGGAGGGAAAGUGGGGAGCGGGAGAUGGUCUGGGCAGGAAGGACAGACUGAGAUAGAGAGCCGGCCGGGGCUCAGCAGCGCGAGCGCCAACGAUAGCAGGGAGACCGAGUGCCAGGUGGCGGGCGGCCGG